This is a messenger RNA of Eublepharis macularius, 939 nucleotides long. Its product is annotated as olfactory receptor 1L1-like. The record is from RefSeq and is a predicted model, not a curated record. Gene Ontology annotation, molecular function: G protein-coupled receptor activity; olfactory receptor activity. Gene Ontology annotation, cellular component: membrane. Lineage: Eukaryota; Metazoa; Chordata; Lepidosauria; Squamata; Eublepharidae. Gene Ontology annotation, biological process: G protein-coupled receptor signaling pathway. The coding region runs from base 4 to 939 and encodes 311 amino acids. The transcript has a single exon.
GCAAUGAAUCGCAAGAACAUCACCCAGGUCUCUGAAUUCCUCCUCCGUGGUUUCACGUCCCAGCCAGAACUCCAAAAACUCCUCUUCCCGUUUUUACUCUCCAUGUAUCUGCUCGCCCUCUUUGGGAAUAUGACGAUCAUCUGGCUGAUCCGAUCUGACGCGCAACUCCUCCAGACCCCCAUGUACUUCUUCCUCAGCAUCCUUGCAGUAGCGGAUUUGGGUUUUUGCAGCAACAUCAUCCCCAAGGCACUACAGAACAUGGUGUCUCAGAAAAAGACCAUCUCCUACAAUGGCUGUCUGACCCAGAUAUUUUUCGGUAUCCUUAUUGGCAAUGCGGACAGCUACAUUCUGGCUUCCAUGGCCUACGAUCGGUUCGUAGCAAUCUGCCGCCCGCUGUAUUAUUCCACCAUGAUGAGCUACAAGCGUUGCCUCCAGCUGGCAGCAGCAUCCUGGACGAUCCCUUUCUUCCACUCUUUGCUUUAUAUCUUCAUGAUGUCCCGUGUUGAGUUCUGUAACCCUGGGGAGAUUCCUCAGUUUUUCUGUGAUCUUUACCCUGUUCUGGACGUAUCUUGCUCUGACUCCUACACCAUAGAUCUAGUACUGAUGACGGAGGGGGUAGUGGAAAUUCUGGGGCCGUUUGUUCUCAUCAUCAUUUCCUACAUAUUAAUUUUCUACACCAUCUUGAAGAUUCCAUCAGCCGUUGCAAAGCGCAAGGCCUUCUCCACAUGCGGGUCCCACAUUUGUGUAGUGGUCAUGUACUUUGGUGGCAUAAGCUUUGUCUAUUUCAAGCCAAAUUCCCAACUCCUGGAACGCAAGGACACGGUGGCAGCUAUCAUGUUUACCCUGGUAACCCCCAUGUUGAAUCCCUUCAUUUACACCCUCCGGAACAGCGAGAUGAAGGCAGCCAUGAAGAGGGUCUUUAAGAAGCAUUUUCAUUGA